AUGGGCUGGGAGUGGCUCGAGCCGACGACAGAGGUCGACAGUGCCAGUUACGCCUUCAACCAACCCCUCUGGCCGUUGCAUAUGCCAGCUACGCUCCAUGACGCUGCCCAUUCGCUACAGCUUGCUGGACAAAUCACCAGAAGUUGUCAGCCCGCCGCCGAAACUUACCUUGGUCUGAGUAGCGUCUUCUCCGGCGCCUUCGAUUCGGCUUCCUCGCGUGCUCUGAGCAACGGACUGGCAUUUGUCUUCUGCACAUUGGCUGUCAUCCGUGAAAUUGCGGUGCCCGUUGUUUAG
Molecule: messenger RNA, 294 nt
Organism: Colletotrichum higginsianum IMI 349063
Lineage: Eukaryota; Fungi; Ascomycota; Sordariomycetes; Glomerellales; Glomerellaceae
Exons: 1
Coding region: 1-294 (97 amino acids)
Source: RefSeq, a predicted model, not a curated record